Messenger RNA from Conger conger (European conger), 2284 nucleotides. It is a transcript of the gene poglut2, whose product is annotated as protein O-glucosyltransferase 2. The coding region runs from base 609 to 2123 and encodes 504 amino acids. The record is from RefSeq and is a predicted model, not a curated record. NCBI's taxonomy places the organism in Eukaryota, Metazoa, Chordata, Actinopteri, Anguilliformes, Congridae. Gene Ontology annotation, cellular component: endomembrane system. Gene Ontology annotation, molecular function: protein binding; glucosyltransferase activity. The transcript has 10 exons.
CAGCCUGAUCGGAAUAGGGGGGUCAGCAAAAGCACGUCGAUGAGACACAACUAGAAGCUUUUCCUUUCUUAAGGCUAGUGAGAAAACACGCGUCCCAGAUUUUCGUACGUGAUCACAGUUCCCACCCUUUAUACUGUACGACAGCUCCAUCCAAUCGGAAUACUGUUGCUCCUGCUUUGCCCAAUGCCGCACAUUUGGGAGCGACGAAUCGGAUCCGUCGACUCUGCUUGUGUGGCUACAACGAAGUUUCUUCCUUGUCUACCGGAAUGUUAAAUCUGCAUGUUGAAUGUCUCCGAAAGGCUACCGGCAAAUAAGUAAAUAUGUGACAAUAAAUUGGCUAUUGCAAUAGCAGGGCAGCACUCUCAAAAGUAAAUAUGUAAAUAUGGGAGGUUCUCCAUCAAGCCUGUAUUUUUACAAUUGAUAUAGCUAUCAGUCUCCGUAUAAGCUACUGCUGGAAGCCAGUUGUCAUUUUUUUGGACGGCUGAUAAGUGUUACCGGUGUGCAGAGGCAUUUUAAGGGGCGCUUCUUUCUCUUUGCAGAACUUAUUUUAGUGCAAAAAAGAAACAGCCCUGUUUCGCCGUCUCCCUGUGCAACAGAUCAUCGCGGACAUGUUGAGGGAGGUGCUGUCGUGGUGUUUUCUGUUCUGUCUGGGUCUGUGUGUCCAGGCGCCACUCGUAGUGUCGGUUAAACCAGCGCCCAACGCCGCCCUAACUUCGGUGUGGGGACCUGGACUGGAGGCUAAUGUUGUUCUUCCGGCUCGUUUCUUCUUCAUUCAGGUUGUGGACAACGAGGGGAGAAAUUUUACGGCAUCUCCUGGUGAGAACACCUUUGAAGUGAAAAUUGUCGCUCCGGGUGAGCCUUUCUCUCGGAUCUGGAUUCAAGUACUGGACCGCAGGGAUGGGUCCUUCCUAGUCCGCUACAGAAUGUAUGCCAGCUACUCGUCCCUGCAUGUGGAGGUCUUGCUCAAAGGUGCACACGUGGCCAAGUCACCAUACAUUCUCAAAGGUCCAGUUUACCAUGAUAACUGCGACUGCCCAGAAGCCAGUGCAGAGGCAUGGCUGAAGAACAUGCACUGUCCCCCCUCCUUCCCCCAAAUCCAGAGAGACCUCUCAUACUUCCCCUCUGUCGACCCCGAUCGCAACGCACGGGACAUCCCACGCCGAUUUGGACAGAGGCAAAGUCUCUGCCACUACACCAUCAAAGAUAACCAGGUCUACAUUAAAACACAUGGCGAACACGUAGGCUUCAGGAUCUUCAUGGACGCCUUCCUCCUCUCUCUCACGCGGAAAGUUAAAGUGCCAGACAUAGAGUUUUUUGUGAACCUUGGGGACUGGCCCCUGGAGAAGAAGCGGACUCCAGACGUUCUGCACCCCAUCUUCUCCUGGUGUGGCUCCAAUGACACCAGAGACAUCGUCAUGCCGACCUACGACCUCACUGAGUCUGUACUGGAGACCAUGGGCAGGGUGAGUUUGGACAUGAUGUCGGUGCAGGCCAAUACAGGCCCCCCCUGGGAGGAGAAGAACGGCACGGCCUUCUGGAGGGGCCGUGACAGCCGUAAGGAGAGGCUGGAGCUGGUCAAGCUGGGCCGCGCCCACACGCACCUCAUCGACGCCGCCUUCACCAACUUCUUCUUCUUCGAGCACAACGAGAACCUCUACGGCCCGCUGGUCAAGCACGUUUCCUUCUUCGACUUCUUCAAGUUCAAAUACCAGAUCAAUGUUGACGGCACAGUUGCAGCCUACAGACUGCCGUACCUGCUGGCUGGAGAUAGUGUAGUGUUGAAGCAGGACUCUCCCUACUACGAGCACUUCUACAGAGACCUCCGACCCUGGGAACACUACAUACCCUUCAAGAGUGACCUCAGUGACCUUCUGGACCAAAUUCAAUGGGCCAAAGAGCACGACCAGGAGGCUAAGAAAAUUGCCAUGGCCGGCCAGCAGUUUGCCCGAACACAUCUCAUGGGGGACAGUAUAUUUUGUUACUACUUCAAACUCUUCCAGGAGUAUGCAAAACUCCAGGUCAGUGAAGCAAAGAUUCGGGAGGAGAUGGAACUUGUGGAACAGCCAAAAGAUGACCUGUUCCCCUGCUUCUGCCACAGGAAGAAGGUCAAGGAUGAGCUUUAAUGGGCCGAUAUUCCUUCCAAAUGAUACUAAUAAAGAUAAUUGCAUUUUAUCAGAUUGGAAAUGUAUUGGAUUGUCAAGCCUUGUUUUAAGCACAUUGAUAUAUCAUGUGUACAAUGCUUUUAUUGAAUGUUAGCAUUUGUAUAAUAAAUUGUUUUAUAUUA